AACUAAUAGUUAUAUCCACCCCUGGGUGAUGAACAAAUACAAACAAUUUCGAUUUCGGAUUCAGACCCAUUCAUUGGGGUUUAGGGUUUUAGAAACUACUGUCAGUUUGCAUUCUCCACCGUAAUUAGUAGUCCACUCAUCUCUCUCUAGACUACUUCCACAUUCUCUCUGUAACCAAAAAGAAGUAAACUUUACAUCCUCAAGCGGAGCUUUACCAAGACAAAGAAGCAAAAGCCUUCAGCCACAGACACAGCCACCGCCACCAUCGCCGCCCCGAGUAUUGACCAACAGGCAGGUCAAUGGCUAAUCGAUUGGAUUGGCCGUGUCAUGCCUGUGGCAACGUGGGAUUCGAAGAUGGCUCCGACGGCUUCUUCUACUGCACCCGUUGCGGCUCCCAAGCCGAAGGCAUCAUCGACACCGACGUCGCCGACGAAGACAUGCUGGACCGAGGGGACGGCCAUGGCGCACUCUACUCGGCCAAUCACCGCCGCCAGAUUAAAACCCCCCAGCCGAUCUCUCUGUCCGAAGUGCAGUCCCAGACACAGUCCCAAUUUUGGGACUCACUCAAUGCCCUAGACGACGACAUCGCGAAGACACAGGAGAGUAAUGAGCCAACUGGACCGACUGAUUUCGGGUUGGGUCCGAGGACUCUGAGCUACGAGGACUACUAUUCGGAGGUCAGGAUGAGGUAUGUGAUGGGUAUUCAGAUAAUGAUUCAGUUGCAAUGUAAGGCUCUGGUUGAGAAAUUCAAGGUGAAUUCGAUGAUUUGUGGGCUGGCAGGCACAAUUUGGUUGCGAUUGGUUGCGUUGACUAGGGUUUUUGAUGAUAACUGGGCGGACGAGAAGUUCCAUGAUUCUGAAUCACAGAAAGAAGAACAGCCAGGUGAUUCUAAGCCUCAAGCUAAAUAUCGUGCGGAACCCCACAACCUAUAUGGACAGCGAGCAGUAAUGAUAUGGCAUAAAUCAUUGAGCAAGACAAUACCCUUAUCUUGUUCUUUAGUGAUUUCAUAUCUGGCAUGUCACAUUGCGAGGGAGGCAGUCCUGCCAACAGAUAUAUUGAAGUGGUCUCUUGAAGGGAAGCUUCCUUAUUUUGCUGCUUUUGUUGAAAUUGAGAAACAAAUUGGACCUCCUUCACGUGCAUGUCCAUUAAGUUCAAGUCUAAUGUUCAGACCAACACAUCCUGUUCCAUCACAGAAGUUGGAAUCACUGGCUGCAUCUAUUGCUCAGAAAAUUGGCUUAGAAUUGCCUCCAGUGAACUUCUAUCCUAUAGCUUCUCGCUACCUCAGGCAGUUGUCCAUUCCUAUUGGAAAAAUUAUUCCACAUGCUUGCCGCAUAUACGAGUGGUCAAUGCCUUCAGAGUUAUGGUUGUCAGCUAAUGAGUUUAGGCUUCCUUCUCGUGUCUAUGUAAUGUCAAUAUUGAUCGUGGCAAUAAGGAUCCUGUAUAAUAUAAAUGGUUUUGGUAAAUGGGAAAUGAGUUUGUCUAGUUCCACUAAUCAUUCUUCACCGGCUCACGAGAAAGAAAAGUUGGAAACCAUGUGUGAUUCCGAUGCAACGGAUGAUGCUAAGCAGGACUCUUCUGAUGAUUUAGAAGAUUCAGGUCCAGAUGCUUCAAUAAACGAAUUACAUGUUGAGAAUUCCGAGCUGGAUGCUGCGGAGCUUCUGCUCAAUCUUGAAGCAAGAUAUGAUGAGCUGGGUGACGCAUACGACUUUUCCAAGGACUUGCCAUCAUAUCUUCAAUACUGUAAGGAUGUGGUCUUUGCCGGUUUAGAACCAUCAUUUGAGGAUCAUGAGGAGGCGAAAUUAAUUGAUGAAUUUUGGGAUUUUUAUCAGAAUCAAAAGGAUUUUGAAUCAUCAGAUGAACAGAGAAUGGGCAGUAGUGGUUUGCAGAACAAGAGAUCAAGAAUUGACAUUAGGAGCACGGGAAAAGAGAACAAGAAAAUGAGGGAAGAAGGGUCUGCGAGCAUUUCAUCCACAGAUGGUGUAAGCUAUUAUGAUGAUGAAUGCCUGCAACAGACCAUGAAUCAUGACAAUAGCUCUAUGGGAGAUGAGGAUUCUGUGCCUGGUGGCCAAGCUUUCUCAGAGUCCCAAAAAUCUAGAGCCAUUAGAAAAUUGAAGUCAAACAUGGAGGAGAAUAGGUUUUGUUACAUUCCACCAAGAGUCAAUGUCAAGAGAUAUGAUUACCUUCACUAUGUUAGGAAGAGGGAUAAAGGUGCCUUCACCUAUGCUGCCCAUGCCGAUUAUUACAUUUUGCUUCGUUCUUGUGCAAAGGUAGUCCAAGUUGACAUCAGGAGUAUGCACACUGGAGUUUUGAGUUUCGAAAGGAGACUGGCUUGGCUGGAAAAGAGAAUUGACCACUGCUUGCAUUUGAAUCCUCCAAAUAGAUCUUGUGAGUUUUGUAGUGAUGAGAUGCAACAAAAUGCUGCAGAUGAUUCCAUUGGUUUCUCAGAGUUGAAUUUGUGACACAAUCUAAGCUUUAAUUUAGAAAGAGUUUCUUUUGUUGAAUUACAAAUGUAUAAUUUGGAAAUGAGAGUUCAUUAUGCUUUUUUGGUGUC
This is a messenger RNA of Cornus florida, 2551 nucleotides long. Its product is annotated as TATA box-binding protein-associated factor RNA polymerase I subunit B. The record is from RefSeq and is a predicted model, not a curated record. Gene Ontology annotation, biological process: nucleolar large rRNA transcription by RNA polymerase I; RNA polymerase I preinitiation complex assembly. Gene Ontology annotation, molecular function: RNA polymerase I core promoter sequence-specific DNA binding. The coding region runs from base 300 to 2459 and encodes 719 amino acids. Gene Ontology annotation, cellular component: RNA polymerase I core factor complex; RNA polymerase transcription factor SL1 complex. The transcript has 4 exons. NCBI's taxonomy places the organism in Eukaryota, Viridiplantae, Streptophyta, Magnoliopsida, Cornales, Cornaceae.